This is a messenger RNA of Podospora pseudopauciseta, 462 nucleotides long. RefSeq lists its product as uncharacterized. The record is from RefSeq and is a predicted model, not a curated record. NCBI's taxonomy places the organism in Eukaryota, Fungi, Ascomycota, Sordariomycetes, Sordariales, Podosporaceae. The transcript has a single exon. Bases 1 to 462 code for a protein of 153 amino acids.
AUGUGGAGGCGGAUGCGCCCCUUGGGUUAUAUCUGCUGCCAUGAGGGGGCCUCUGCUCCAGGUUGGGAGUGCCAGUUGGGUGAUAACAUGGGCGCUGUCCCGAGGGAUGUGUGGGUAACGGCGGCGUUAUCCAUGCGCUGGCCUAAUGUCAAAACCUUGAAACCUGUCACGACGAACUCAGAAUGUCCUGCAAGCCUCCGAAUUUGUCGCCCUGGCCCGGCCAAUCCGCAAUUCCCACAUCUUGCAACCACAACCGCCGACGCCGCAACACAGCUAACGCCCAACUCUGCGCUACCACCUCACUUAACUGAUCUACAAUUCCUAGGAGCGCAGGGACCCUUCGAGCUUGGGCUUGCCCUGGGAACCGAAUCUCUACGAGGUCUAUCCCCCCCACAGGUGAUAGCAACAACUACGUCCCUCAACAAGACCGCAAUAAUGAAGGCUCAACCAGCGUGUGACUGA